UGGGGCCUGGGCCUGUUCUAAGCCUCAGGCACCAAGCUGUGGCUGGUAAUGUGGCUGAAAGGCGCAACAACAGGGCAAUACCGAACUUACGUCUUACAGCCUACAGCUCCGAACAAGCUCGCCGCCAUCGUUGACAGAAGCCACUUCCACACCGCUCACGAUAUCCCAGAGCUCUCUACAUUCGACGCCCUACGUUUCCCAUUCGUCUAAACGGCUGUAUUCGUCUUCCCCACCUCCACCAUGCCUGCCACAACGGCGGACACACUUUCGCUCGUCACGCGUACUGUCUCCGUUGCUCCCCUCGUCCUACUCUCUGUUGCAGAUCACUAUGGGAGGUCCGCCAAAGGAACUCGGAAACGUGUAGUCGGUGUGCUUCUAGGCGAAAGCUCCGGUCAGAAUGUCAGAGUGUCGAACAGCUUUGCCGUUCCCUUCGAGGAGGAUGAGAAGGAUCCAUCUGUCUGGUUCUUGGACCACAACUUUGUCGAAUCGAUGCGUGAUAUGUUCAAGAAGAUCAAUGCUCGUGAGAAGCUGAUCGGAUGGUAUCACUCUGGCCCCAAGCUGCGGGCCUCCGACCUCGAGAUCAACGAGCUUUUCAAACGAUACACACCGAAUCCGUUGUUGGUCAUCAUUGACGUGCAACCGAAGGAGGUUGGCGUGCCCACAGAUGCAUACUUUGCUGUGGAUGAAAUCAAAGAUGACGGCACGACAACCUCCCGGACGUUUGUGCACACUCCGUCUAUAAUCGAAGCAGAAGAGGCCGAGGAAAUUGGUGUUGAGCACCUCCUCCGAGACAUCAGGGACGUUGCCGUCGGGACGCUCUCUACACGCAUAACAUCCCAGCUGCAGUCGCUACAGGGCCUUCACCUGCGCCUACGUGAUAUCGGACAGUAUCUGCAAAAGGUUCUUGACCACGAACUUCCGGUCAACCACGCCAUCCUCGGCAAUCUUCAAGACGUCUUUAACCUGCUCCCGAACCUGUCAACACCUUCGACAUCAUCGCGUGCCAAUGGCGCCGAACCGCAAAUCGAGAACAGCGAACUAGCUCGCUCUAUGAGCAUCAAGACCAAUGACCAGCUCAUGGCCAUUUAUUUGAGCAGCUUAAUCCGGGCUAUCACUGCCUUCCACGAUCUGAUCGAGAAUAAGAUUCAAAACCGGCAGCAACAAGAGGAGAGCGAGUCGAAGAAGGAACAAGAGAACGCCACGGGCAAGGAGGACAAAGACGCUGCCGCGAAGAAGACCAACGGAACAGCGAACGGGGAACAAACGGACGAGUCGGAGGCUAAGGAGAAGCAGAAGAAGAAAUAACAUAUGAUGCAUGGCCUUUACGAUCAAUGCAGAUACUGCCAACAUUGAACUCAUUCAAUUACCUAUCCGUAAACCCUUGCCUACAAGUCUACUCCUGAAGAGUACAGAGUAAGGCAUAUGUAGUACUUGAAGAACAUGGUGAAGAAUUAAAUUUAUAUUUCAUCUCGUAGAUGUAUUAAGCCAAACACCCUACCAGCUCCGCCGGCGUGAUCUCCCAUCGCGCGUCAGAAUCGACCCCAAAGACCGCAGGACAUCUCGCGGCCAGUACACAGGCAAGCAGA
Molecule: messenger RNA, 1586 nt
Organism: Penicilliopsis zonata CBS 506.65
Lineage: Eukaryota; Fungi; Ascomycota; Eurotiomycetes; Eurotiales; Aspergillaceae
Exons: 4
Coding region: 241-1305 (354 amino acids)
Biological process (GO): proteasome-mediated ubiquitin-dependent protein catabolic process
Cellular component (GO): proteasome complex; proteasome regulatory particle
Molecular function (GO): protein binding; metallopeptidase activity
Source: RefSeq, a predicted model, not a curated record